UAUUUUAUCAGUUCAUGCAUAUUUCUUUUUUUUUUUUGUGUGUGGGGUAAUUAGCAAGGAUAGUUUUUGUUGAAAUUCGAGGCUUUUUGUUAUGUGAUCAUUUUUCUUCCAUAAAUUGUGCGAAGGAAACAACUUUGUGAUCGGUAUAAGACCUAGGAGGAAUGGCAAAGAGUUACUUCAAGCAAGAGCACGAUCUUGAGAAGAGAAGGGCAGAGGCUGCUAGGAUUAGGCAGAAAUACCCUGAUAGAAUCCCGGUGAUUGUGGAGAAGGCAGAGAGAAGUGAUAUACCAACCAUAGACAAGAAAAAGUACCUUGUCCCAGCUGACUUGACUGUUGGACAGUUGGUAUAUGUCAUCCGUAAAAGGAUCAAACUGAGUGCAGAAAAAGCAAUAUUCAUAUUUGUGGACAGUGUACUCCCAUCAACUGGUACCAUUAUGUCUGCCAUAUACGAGGAGAAGAAGGAUGAAGAUGGAUUUCUUUAUGUUACUUACAGUGGGGAGAACACAUUUGGGGACAUAUUUCUCGGUAGCCAUUCAUAGAUUCAUUCGGACGUCGCUUUUAUCUUUUCCUCGUAUCACCGUACCAAUGUAUUGUCUCUAGCAUUACCAUUUCCAUUGGCUUGUGGUGGUAAUUUCGUUAUUGCUAGUAUUAUUUAAUUACCUGAAAAUGAAAUGGUGUACAAUUGAAUAUUGUAUAUAAAUUUUAAGAUUUCCCCCCAAUGCUAAAGUACUUUGUUUUAUCA
Messenger RNA from Durio zibethinus, 742 nucleotides. RefSeq names its product autophagy-related protein 8f-like. The record is from RefSeq and is a predicted model, not a curated record. NCBI's taxonomy places the organism in Eukaryota, Viridiplantae, Streptophyta, Magnoliopsida, Malvales, Malvaceae.